UGAGAUUGCCUUCCCAUGGCUCCUUUCCUCGUUCGAGCAUCUGUGGAUAUCAAGAACGUGUACGUGGCAUACACUGACAGACUGACUGGGCGAGGCCAUACAACAAAUUUGGACAACCGAGGACGCUCGUUCCCUCAGUCUCGCUGGGUAUGGGGAGUGCCUUUGUCGUCCGUGUGAGGGCCAUGAUUUUACUGAGAUGUGUCGACCACCACACUACGCAUACUACAAGCAAGCCGUACGGUCGGACCAUGUCCUACAGCAUACGGCACAGACUCUUAGCCUUCCAAAAACGGAGGGCUCAAUUUGACCGCCGCAUCCGCGGAGUCGAGAAGGGGGAUGGGUGUGUGAUGUGGCGAGGUGUAUAAAGCAUGGCUUCAGUUCCAAGGUUCAAGGGGAUCUUCUUCUUCAUCUCGCAUCCUCCACAAACAUCUCUUCAUAUCCCCUCGACCUGAAGACGGUUGCUAUCGACCAUGAAGUCUUUGGGAUUGUCGGCCAUCGCGGCCUCGGUGACCCUCCUCGGCGGAGUCGUCGCAAGUCCUCUGACCACGAUCGAGCCGUGCCCGAGUGCAACAGGGCACAGCUGGGCUCCCAUCACCGUCACCUCGCAGUAUCAACCGGUUUCGACUUGUGCGCCCACGACCGCCUGUGUCAAGGGCAAAUGCUCGACCAGCUAUCCGCUCGUCACCUACCCUUACGUCUCGACCGUCGUCCCCUGCGCCUGGAACGGCACCACGACCCAAAAGGCCACCGUGACCGCCGUGGCCCAGCCGCUCAAGGUGUCCGAGCACCUCGAGACCCUGACCCACAUCACGUCCGCUCCGGUCGCCAACAAGUUCGCCUGGAUCGAUUGGUUCAACAAGGACCCUACCACCUACGAACAAGUCACACUCUACGAGACCGUCACCCGGAGAGCCGUCGCCCCGUACAACGCCGUUGGACCCCUUCCCAUCCCAGGCUGGGAAGGAAGUGGCCUGUGCAAGAAAUGCGUGAACGCGGACGGCACCAAAUCUCAGCUCCUCGAGGUCACCGAAUGUCGCAUCGGCACCGAACUCUCCGGCAAGCCGUACGCAAAGUGCGUCGAGUGGUUCGAAACCCUGAUCGCCCAGCCCCCCAAGCCCGUGACCGCCAGCGGGCGGUGCUCGAGCUCGGGAAAGAUCCCCCACGCCGGCGUCUACACCUGGACUUUCCCCCAGGUCGCCCCUCCCGUCACCGUCACCGCACCACCCAAGACCGUCACCGUCACCGUCGACGGCGGUCGCCCACGGGUCUCGGUCCACCCCGGCGGCGUCCAGGUCAUCCCCGGCAGGUCGUGGGACGCCUUCGUCACCCGCUCCUACUCUGGCCCCGGCGUUUUCAACUUCAACGUCUACGUCACCAAGGUGUUCAUCAUCGAAAUCCCCCCCUUCACUCGACCCGCCCCGAGUACCGUCACCGUGACUAUCCCCUCCGUCCCGACCGGCCCUCACAAAGGCGACCCCGGGCACGGAAAUGGUUGGUGGCCACUGCCGUCUGGACACGACAACUGGGGUCCCUCUGACGGCGGCGACAAAGCCUGGGAAGACUGGAACCCAUCCACUUCGUCCUCCACCACCACAUCGGUCAAGACUUCGACGACGAGCACCUCCAGAGGCGGCUGGGGCACCACUACCACGGCGACCAGCUCCGGAGCCAGCUCAUCCAGUGCCAGCUCUUCCUCAGCGAGCUCGUCAAGUGCAAGCUCAUCGUCGGCCUCCUCCUCGAGCGCGAGUUCCUCUUCCACAAGUUCCUCUUCGGCGAGCUCAUCCAGCGCCAGCUCUUCUUCAGCGAGCUCGACAAGUGCAAGCUCAUCUUCGGCCAGUUCGUCUUCCGCAAGUUCAAGUGCAAGCUCAUCGUCGGCCAGCUCGUCUUCCGCAAGUUCAAGUGCAAGCUCAUCGUCGGCCAGUUCGUCUUCCGCAAGUUCAAGUGCAAGCUCUUCGUCGGCCAGCUCUUCAUCUGCAAGCUCAUCGACCUCAGGCUCAGGAAGCUCAACGACCUCAGGCUCGGGCAGCUCAACGACCUCAGGCUCGGGAAGCUCCAGCACUUCUGGUUCUUCGGGCUCAAGCACUUCUGGUUCAACAGGCUCGACUGCAUCAGGCUCUCAAAGCUCAUCCGCCGCCUCAAGCUCGACCACUGCUGACAUAUCCACCACAGGUUCAUCGACUUCAGGCUCUGAAAGCUCGACAUCGGGCGGCACAGGAAUAGGAGGUCCAUCAACUUCAGGCUCAUCUACCGCAAGCUCGUCCGGCGCAAGCUCAACGGUGUCAGCCACCAGCAUAACGUCCAUGUCGAGCCGAUCUUCAAGCACGACAUCCAGCGCACCAGCGACGACCACGUCCUCCGGCCCAGAUUGCAACUUGAAUCUGAACAUCUGCUUGAACUCUCAGCUCCUUUCUGUCAACUCCGUCGCCACGUACGACUGUCCACUUCUGGGUGGUAUACUCUGCACCGUCAAUGACCUUUUGUCUUACAUCCCUGACCUUUUGGGCAUGGAUCCCAACAUUCUUUCGGUCGUUGUCGCCGACAACAAGCUCAUCGGCCUGACCCUCACCCCCGAACAAGUCUCGGCGGCUUUCGAUGCCGGUGAACUGACAGGUGUGUGUGACGCUCUUGGAGGUCCAGUCAGCGUUGUGAUUCGGGACCCGACUUGCCCUAAUAACCCGACUACUUCUUCCACGACGACUAGCGCUCUUCAAACGUCCACCACAUCCGGAUCGGCGGGCUCGACAACGUCGGGCGCAGGUGGCUCGACCACAUCUGGCUCCGGAGCAUCUUCGACAAGCGGUCAAGCGUCAUCGACAUCUGGUUCAAACGGUUCAAGCACGUCCGGCGGCUCUGGAGGCUCUUCAACUAGCGGCCAAGCCACGUCGACUUCCGGCUCAAACGCUUCAUCGACAUCAGGCUCUGGGGCAUCUUCGACCAGUGGUCAAGCGUCAUCAACAUCUGGCUCGAACGGUUCAAGCACGUCCGGCUCCUCUGGAGGCUCGUCAACCAGCGGACAAGCCACGUCGACUUCUGGCUCAAAUGGAUCAUCCACCAGUGGUCAAGCGUCAUCGACCUCGGGAUCAAACGGUUCAUCGACAUCAGGCUCCGGGGCGUCAUCGACCUCUGCCAGCUCGUCGACUCCCACGACCAUGGUGACGUCGACCACGUCCUUCACGUCCAGCCUGGGCGGUUCCAGCACGAGUUCCUCGGCGACAUCGUCGACCACGACGCCGGCCGUCGAAUGUAACGCCUCGGUAGACUUCUGCGCUCCCAUCGUGGUCGCGUGGACGGUCAAGAGCCAGGCAUGCCCCGACCUUCUCGGUUGCACGGACGCACAGAUGCAGGCCUUUGCCAACUCGUUCGUCGGCCUGCCGGGAAUCAAGUCGACGGCCUACGCCAACAACAUCGCCUACGGUUUCAGCGUCACGACCUCCGAACUGCGACGACAGCUCGGUCUGUUGGGCCCCAUCAACGACAUCUGCACGGCGUUGACGAUCUUCACCCUGAGCAUCUCCGACGCCACCUGCCCCGUCACCGAGCUGCCCGCACAACAGUGCAACUCGGACGUGACCUUUUGCAUCCUGCAGUCCGUGUCCGACGCGGGCAUCACCUCGGGGUCGUGCAGCAACGGGCCUCUGCUCCCUUGCACCCCUAGCCAGGCCACGCAAACCGCCAGGGACAGCUGCACGGACGCGGACACCUGUCUCGCGUACGGCAACAACGGUCUCACUCCCAUCACCUCGUCCAAGACCGUGGCCGAGGUCCAAGAGUACGUCGCCAACUGGGCCUUGAACAACGCCUGCGUCGUCGGAGGCACCACCAUCACUCUGAGUGACGCUUCGUGUUCUUGAGUUUCUUUUUCCAACAAGACAUGAUCUGAAUGACAUCAACACCAAAAAUUUAAGGGGGUAUGGGUUGGAUUUUUCUUCUUCUUCGUGGGGAUGGUGUUGAUGGUUGGGUGUACCAAUUUUUUUUUCUCUUCUUUUCUUCAACACAUUGAAAACUCCUUCCUUGGUUGAGAGGCAUCCUGUCGUCUUUCCUUUUUCUCCUUUCUUUCAUCCGCGCCGCACUCGACUUUUGUUGGACGGAUUUAUCCACUCACAGAGUUGGGUUGUGCACUACGGACAUUACUUAUUUAUUUACCAUUCUCGGAGGCUUACCUGGGCGUUGUUCUUGGUGGCCAUAUCUUUUGGGGGAAGAGAGGACGUUUUCACUUUACAAUUUUACAAGGGUGGAUGGAGAUUUUUCUUAUUCUUUGAAGGGGGGAGGAUGUUUCUAUAUCUCGGAAGGAUGUCCUUCUUUACUCUAUUUCUUAUCCAUGCCUUACUUUUCCAUAGGAG
Molecule: messenger RNA, 4340 nt
Organism: Exophiala oligosperma
Lineage: Eukaryota; Fungi; Ascomycota; Eurotiomycetes; Chaetothyriales; Herpotrichiellaceae
Exons: 2
Coding region: 471-3851 (1126 amino acids)
Source: RefSeq, a predicted model, not a curated record